CUGAGGCUCUGUAAGCAAAAAAAUGUCCGCCUGAGGGAACCCACAAGUUCCUUCCAGCGGGGGGGGAGCGCUCGGCUCGUCGCCUCCCACCCAGCCCGCGGCCCGUGCGCCGCCGCCGGCCCGGCCGUGGUCACCGGAGCGUACAGGGACAGCGGAAAGGUGAUCGGAGGAGCGGAGGAAGAUGAAUUCCCAGCAGCAGAGGAUGGCCGCUAUAGGAACUGACAAGGAACUGAGCGACUUGCUGGACUUCAGUGCGAUGUUUUCCCCACCUGUAAAUAGUGGAAAAACCAGACCAACUACGCUAGGAAGCAGCCAGUUCAGUGGAUCAGGUAUGGAUGAGCGAACAGGUGCCACAUCCUGGGGAACAAGCGGUCAGCCAAGUCCUUCAUAUGAAUCUUCAAGGGAAAAUGGCAGUCUUCAUGGAAAAAGCUCAGACCUUUCCACAGACAUAGAAAAGUUGAAAUCUCAAGAGGGUUUUGCAGACAGUCCUCAUUACAGUGAUCACUUGAAUGACAGUCGAUUAGGGCCUCAUGAAGGAUUGUCCCCGACACCUUUCAUGAACUCCAAUCUGAUGGGAAAAGCCUCCGACAGAGGUCCAUUUCCACUGUAUGGUAGAGACACAGGCUUACCAGGCUGUCAAUCUAGUCUGCUUCGGUCUGAUAUGGGGCUUGGAAGUCCAGGUCAGCUGUCAUCCUCUGGAAAACCUGGAACACCCUACUACCCAUUCUCUGGCACAAAUCAACGCAGACGACCACUUCAUGACUCAUCAGCUCUUGAUCCUCUACAGACAAAGAAAGUAAGAAAGGUGCCCCCUGGUUUGCCUUCUUCUGUGUAUGCACCAUCCCCGAGUUCUGAUGAUUUCAACAGAGAAUCUCCAAGUUACCCAUCUCCUAAGCCACCAAGCAGUAUGUUUGCUAGCACUUUCUUUAUGCAAGAUGGGACCCACAAUUCUUCUGACCUCUGGAGUUCAUCCAAUGGCAUGAGCCAGCCUGGCUAUGGUGGGAUGCUUGGAGGCUCCUCUUCCCACAUGUCCCAGUCCGGCAGUUACGGCAGCCUGCACGCACACGAUCGUUUGAGCUAUCCCCCGCAUUCAGUCUCACCUACAGAUAUAAAUGCCAGUCUUCCUCCAAUGUCCAGCUUCCAUCGUGGCAGUACCAGCAGUUCACCUUAUGUAGCUGCCUCACACACUCCACCUGUCAAUGGAUCAGAUAAUAUUCUGGGAAACAGAGGAAAUGGUGCUGGAAGCUCACAGACAGGUGAUGCACUUGGAAAGGCAUUGGCAUCUAUUUAUUCUCCUGAUCAUACCAGCAGUAGUUUUCCAUCGAAUCCAUCAACACCAGUUGGGUCACCAUCGCCUCUUACAGGUGCCAGUCAGUGGUCGAGGAGUGGAGGACAAGCCCCCUCAUCUCCCAGCUAUGAAAACUCUCUACACUCCUUGAAAAAUCGAGUUGAACAGCAACUUCACGAGCAUUUGCAAGAUGCAAUGUCCUUCUUAAAGGAUGUCUGUGAGCAGUCCCGGAUGGAGGAUCGCUUGGACAGACUGGAUGAUGCCAUCCACGUGCUGCGGAACCACGCCGUGGGGCCUUCCACCAGCCUGUCAGCUGGCCAUGGAGAUAUCCAUAGUUUAUUGGGACCAUCCCACAAUGGGCCAAUUGGAAGCCUGAACUCAAACUAUGGAGCGUCCAGCCUUGUAACAGCCAACAGACAAGCAUCCAUGGUUGGGACUCACCGGGAAGAAGGUGUCAGCCUCAACAGCAACCAUUCAGUUCUUCCCAGUACAGUUUCUGCUCAGAGCACAGAACUAAAUCAUAAAACACAAGACAGCUACAGAGCACUGUCAGGUGGCUUACAGAGCCAGUCUGUGGCUAUAGGUCCAACAGAAAUCAAGUCUGAACAUAAGGAGAAGGAUGAAAAUAUCCAUGAACCCCCCUCAUCAGAUGACAUGAAAUCAGAUGACGAGUCCUCCCAGAAGGAUAUCAAGGUCUCAUCCAGAGGCAGAACAAGCAGUACUAACGAAGAUGAGGAUUUGAACCCAGAGCAGAAGAUAGAACGCGAGAAGGAGCGAAGGAUGGCGAACAACGCGCGGGAGCGUCUGCGCGUGCGCGACAUCAACGAGGCGUUCAAGGAGCUGGGCCGCAUGUGCCAGCUGCACCUCAAGAGCGAGAAGCCGCAGACCAAGCUGCUGAUCCUCCACCAGGCUGUGGCAGUGAUCCUCAGCCUGGAGCAGCAAGUGAGAGAACGAAACCUAAACCCUAAAGCAGCCUGCCUUAAGAGAAGGGAAGAAGAAAAAGUUUCUGCCGUAUCGGCAGAGCCACCAACACCACACCCAGGAAGCCACCCUGGCCUGAGUGAAACUACCAACCCUAUGGGUCAUAUGUGAACACCAGCCAGAAUUCCAGAAUUAUUGGUAGGAUACACAGAAGGUGACCUUUCUUCACAAGGACACAGACAACUAACAUUAUAUGAAGACACAAACCUGACAGGAGAAAACACUUGAAGCAAGAAACCCAAAUGCAAUCUUAUGAUCAAAGCUACUGGUCAACACCUGCAUCAGGAGUGAAGAUACAAGAUCUUCAGACAGAAUUUCAGCCCAUGAGAUACUCUGAACAUAUCAUUCUGUUGCAAGCAGUGUGUCGCUUCUGCACAAUCAGAGACUGUUGUGAUCUCUCCACUCAUUGUGGAAGUUGCCUUGUGCCUAAACUGAAUUGACAAAUGCAUUGUAACUACAAAUUUUAUUUAUUGUUAUGGAACUGUAAAGGUCUACAUAUAAAGGGAAAAGUUAACAUGUUAAAAGCUGAUAAAAUUUCAGCUGAAUGCCAGCAUUUACUAAAGCUGUUCACAUUCAGAGAACAAAGCAGUGACAACCGUCGACCCGUAGCAUUCCCAGCAUACCUAUUAGUGUCUUAAAAAAGGAAGGGAAAAGUCUUUUGUUGUCCUUUCCUCUCCUUUUGCCAUAUGACUAGUGUUUUCCAUGCAAUAGGGAAUUAUUCCUUGGUAUAGCUUAUUUUAUGUUAUUUUUGAUCUCUGUUAAUCUGAACAGUUAUGGUCACAGUUCCCCUUCCAUACUGAGCUCUGUGCCUCAAGCCACUCAGAGGCCUCGUGAAGGCUGCAGGCUGGAGCAAUACUGUGACCAUAACAUUUCUUGGAUUUAAAAAGUGAUUUUUAUUUUCCCUCAGACUUUCCUCAAACAUUUUUUUUUUCUAAUUAUAAACAAAACCUUUUUAGGCUUCUAGGCUUCAUAGUAAAGCUUGUAACGUGAAGUGUAAAUUGGGUGGGGAGAAUCUACUUUGUUAGAGUUGCUUUGUUUUCCGAGCAGUAAGUACUACAUAUAGUACAUGUAAAGUGUUAGCUGUAUGUAAGCACAAAAUGCAUUAAAAUACAAAGGAGAUUUUUUUCAGGCUGUAACUUUGGUGAAUAGUAAAAUCUCAGAUUCACCGUGGCAGGUAGUGUGAUGAUAUAACCACCAGCAAGGUGGGCUUAUUAUGUAAUGGAAUCUUAAGAGCAAUGGUCACCAGUUUUUCCUUCCUGUACACGUUAACUAUCAUGUCAUGUUGUAUGGCUUGUCAGUGGAGAAAAAAAUAGUGUGAAUCAAAUGCAAAUACCCCUGUCCCAAGCCAUAUUAGCAUUAAACCUUUAAAUGUUUCUCCACCAGAAUAGUGUCCAUAAGUAUUCCUUUGUCACAGAUGUGUUGAAAUGGUUAAAAUCCCUUUGAACCUCCAUGGAAACUGUCUUCCACUGCAAUGACCAUGGAGGAAAUUUCCUAAGCCAAGGUUGUCUGAGCUAUUGUUUAUAUAGUGCAUCUUUCAUCACUGGCAAUUGGUUCACACACGAAACAGGAACAAAACUAUAGUUUUUAUGAAGUCAUUUCAUUUGAAAGAACAAAAGAUGGAUUGAUAAAAUAAACUAAUGAAUUUAAGCUCAUGUUUUGGAUGGUUCCUAACAAAACAGUUUGUGGAAUUAGUGGACUCAUUUCUAUUACUUUAAUUUGCAUAUAUCAUCAAAUAACACCUGAUUAUAUCUGUGGCCUUGUUCUUCAUUUCAGUGUUUAUCAGCUAAACGGAAUUUGUUGCUUAUGACGUGUGAAAGUGAUCACGUGCCACUGCCUGGCCUUUUUCCUUCUAAGCUUGUUGUCUUUUUGGCUAUAUUAGACUUUGCAGUAUGCCCAGAAGCUUUCCUUCAUAAAAUAGAAAGAAAAAAACAUUUGGCUUAUUUUUCACUGUAGCUAGUCUUUUAUACAAUAAUCUUGUAAGA
Molecule: messenger RNA, 4251 nt
Organism: Ficedula albicollis (Collared flycatcher)
Lineage: Eukaryota; Metazoa; Chordata; Aves; Passeriformes; Muscicapidae
Gene: TCF12
Product: transcription factor 12
Exons: 22
Coding region: 182-2380 (732 amino acids)
Biological process (GO): regulation of transcription by RNA polymerase II
Cellular component (GO): transcription regulator complex
Molecular function (GO): protein dimerization activity; RNA polymerase II cis-regulatory region sequence-specific DNA binding; DNA-binding transcription factor activity, RNA polymerase II-specific
Source: RefSeq, a predicted model, not a curated record